AUCAUGAUGGAAGGACCACUGAGCAAGUGGACGAAUGUUAUGAAAGGAUGGCAAUACCGGUGGUUUGUGUUAGACGAGGGCACCGGUUUGCUAUCCUAUUAUACUUCGAAAGAAAAGAUGAUGAGAGGUUCCAGACGAGGCUGUGUGCGCUUAAAGGGAGCAGUGAUUGGCAUAGAUGAUGAAGACGAUUCAACAUUCACACUCACCUGUGAUGAUAAGACGUUUCAUUUUCAAGCACGGGAUGGAGACGAGCGAGAGAAGUGGAUUCGCACAUUAGAGGAUACAAUCGUACGUCACACCCAUCCUCAGAGUGCCAGAUACCUGAAGGGCGCUCCCUCAACGUUGUCCUCAUCGAUGGUCGACUUUGACAAGAAGAUGCUUGAAGCCGAUGCAUACCUGCUGCUCCUCAUUAAUCAGAUCAAGAAGCUCGAGGACAGGAUACUAGGGCAUGAGGAUGCGGCCAGUCGCUCGCAGCUGGAGGGGCUGCGUCAGCAGUCCUGUAUUAUGGUGGAGACUAUAAAGCAUUCUAUCAUGAUGCUACAGAUCGGCAAGGCAAAUGCAGGUGGAAUUAUGACAGAUGGCGGCACUAACCUACCAGUGGGUACAGUCAGGAAAGGUGUUGUCGAGCAGGCUGCAGAGGUGUGUGAGGACUAUGAAGAUGCUUCCACUCAGAUGCCCACCAAACAGACAGGUGAGGUAGCAGUCAGUAUGUCUGUGCCGAGUACGCUGACCACUGCACCGGUAGAGCAGCAGGUGCGUAUGACCAGCAACGUACCACCACUGUCCUACUCCAGCAGCGAGGACGAUGAAUUCUACGAUGCCGAUGACAACGAUGCAAAGGAACAGCAACAGCAGCAGCAGCAACAAUGCAAGAGUCCGUCAACGUGGGUGCAUGGAGAUGGACAGAUGGCGCCACCAGCCAGUGAAGCAAGGGAUGCAGCAGCAGAGAGGGAGGUUGUUUCUAUAGACCAGGUCAACGUAGACAGCGUCUAUGAUGAGGAUGCUGAGGAUGACUUGGAGUCAUUAGAGCAACAUGGUAGCAUCAUCACACACCUACUGUCACAGGUUCGAAUCGGGAUGGACCUGACCAAGGUCGUGCUGCCGACCUUCAUCCUGGAAAAGCGCUCCCUGCUAGAGAUGUACGCUGACUUCUUUGCUCAUCCGGACUUGUUCGCCAAGAUCCCUGAUUACAGUGAGCCACGUGAUAGAUUCACGGCCGUCGUACGAUACUAUCUCUCAGCGUUCCACGCCGGUCGCAAAGGCGCCGUCGCCAAGAAACCCUACAACCCCAUUCUCGGUGAAACGUUUCGUUGUCACUUCGAGCUGCCGGCGAGAACACAUGCAGCCACAGAAUUGGUAGACGAUGGACCCAUUCCAUGGGUGACCAAGGACAACGUGACGUUUCUGGCUGAGCAAGUGUCACACCACCCACCCAUUUCAGCCUUCUAUGCAGAACACUAUAAUAAGCGGAUUUCGCUGAACGCUCACAUCUGGACUAAGUCGAAGUUUCUUGGGCUGUCUAUCGGCGUGCACAUGAUUGGUCAGGGAUGUCUCGCGUUGCUGGACCACGGCGAGGAGUACAUCAUCACAUUCCCAAACGGAUACGGCAGGUCCAUACUGACGGUGCCCUGGGUGGAGCUUGGAGGGAGAGUCACGAUAACAUGUGCCAAAAACAAGUUUUCCUGUUUCAUCGAUUUUAUCACAAAGCCAUUUUAUGGAGGUAAGAAGCAUCGGAUCGCAGCAGAACUGAUGGAGAACGGGAAGAAGCCAUUCAUGACCAUCUCCGGAGAGUGGAACGGCAUCAUGGUCUCGAAGGAUGAGCAGACAGGGGAGACGGACGUGUUUGUUGACACGAAGCACAUGCCAGUCAUUAAGAAGCGAGUACGUCCCAUCGCCCAGCAACUACCGUACGAGUCACGCAGGCUAUGGAAGGAUGUGACAGCAGCCCUCACUAUCAAGGAUGUGGACAAGGCCACAGAGGGCAAGUUUCAGCUGGAGCAGAGGCAGAGAGAGGAAGCAAAGGAGCGACGAGAGACGGGAAAGAAGUGGGAGACAAAGCUUUUCCACGAGAACGGCGAGAACUGGAUCUAUGACUCACCGUUGCAACGGCGCCUAGCGGAGAAGGGCAUCCCCACGGCCCCGCUCGAUGAUGAUGCCAUCUCCAUCAGCUAGCGCCCUUCAGCACGAUCGGCGAGAAAGGAGGAAAGAGAGGAUCCCCUCGUAUGAUGCCCCCCGGCAGAGGUGAAGGUGGAGGUGGCGGCAGCAGCAGUUGCAGCAGUGUAGGCAGCAGCAGCAGCGACAGCAGCUGCAGCAGCGGUGGCGGCUGCAGCAGCAGCAGCAGCAGCAGCAGCAGCGGUGGCGGCGGUGAGGAAGGAGGACAUACUCCUGCCCAUUCGUGCGUUGUUUUCCCUUCAGUGGGCGUGCAUACUGCUACGGUGGGUAGACUCACCUAGGGAGGGCAUGAGAACCUCACCAUGACAACGGCAUGGUUGUGGCUAACGAGGGACGAGGUUGGACUGGUGUAGGUCACCGUGGGCCGCGGACAGUGGCGAGCUGACCAAGACUGGUGGCCAUCUAGUCGAUGACUGAGUUCAACUCUGGUUGACCUUGUCGGUCAGUAUCCAUGUACCAAGCUGCUGAGGGCAGUGACCUAGAAUUUGGUCUUGGACUGGCCUUGGUUCCAUCUGGUGUGGGGGGUGGGGGUUAACUUCGAUGCUCAAGUCUGCAUGAAUGAUACGGAGGCUGGGAUGAUCGACCGAUUGCUGUGGUUUGUUAGCUGCAUCGGGUAAUUACUUGUUCAUUAGUCUGUGAUGGAGUUGCACUACCGCGUAGGUGGCACAUUUCGACACACCGUGUCGCCAUUUUCGUGUGUUUUUCUCUUCCUUUUUGAUGGUACAUUGUUUGGUACGUUUUGAUGGUACGUACCGGUGCAGUGUCUUGUUACGAGUGUGGAGACGAGUUACUCACGCGUCUGUGAUGAAUAGAUCUGCGUAUGCCACACACUCGUCGUCUGUUAUUACGAAAAUGUGAUCUCGUAAUUAAGUUAUUGGGCUAAAUACAGCGGAAUAGAAUUAUAUCGGUAUACUAGGGUUAGUAGCGAUUAUCUCUUUCUCUCUCUCACGCUCUCUCACGUUCUUUCUUUCUUUCUCGCUUUCUCUCUUUCUCUCGCUUGCUUGCUCUCUUUCAAUCUGUUUCUCUUUCUUUUUUCUCUCUCUCUCUCUCUCUGCGUCACCCAUUCUAUUGUUGAACAUGAGCAUUAGCGGUUCCCCGUGAGCAUUUUCCCGCGUGUAUGCAUGUAUAAAUAAAUAGCAAUUCGUAAGUCUGGAUAAGCUACGAUUCGGCAGGAUUUACAUUUCCGGCUGCGAUAUUUGAAUGAUGCGUACCCUGUUAGACAACGCUCUCGUCGUUUCACGAGCGCGUGACUGACGCAUAGACGUGUGACAGCGGAGAACUGAUAGACAGGGUAGGGAGUUAUAUCUCUUGAAAUCGAGCAGAUUGAAAAAAACGUGCGGAAAUCGCAGGUUUCCUGUACGCGCGCGAACCGCGUGUUCAGCUGCACCAUAGACAUAUUAAAUAAAUUUAUAAGUAGCGAUGAAUGACCGUUUAUGUAUUUCUGUGAUUGUAAACGUGUGUUCGCGCAGGUAUAUGAUAAAUUUGAAUAAAUGAAUUCGUUGAGACAGAA
This is a messenger RNA of Priapulus caudatus, 3682 nucleotides long. Its product is annotated as oxysterol-binding protein-related protein 9-like. The transcript is spliced from 21 exons. The record is from RefSeq and is a predicted model, not a curated record. Lineage: Eukaryota; Metazoa; Priapulida; Priapulimorpha; Priapulimorphida; Priapulidae. Bases 4 to 2172 code for a protein of 722 amino acids. Gene Ontology annotation, molecular function: sterol binding. Gene Ontology annotation, cellular component: intracellular membrane-bounded organelle; membrane; cytosol.